Molecule: messenger RNA, 948 nt
Organism: Oryza brachyantha (malo sina)
Lineage: Eukaryota; Viridiplantae; Streptophyta; Magnoliopsida; Poales; Poaceae
Product: dirigent protein 5-like
Exons: 1
Coding region: 59-667 (202 amino acids)
Source: RefSeq, a predicted model, not a curated record
UUAAGCUUAGCUAUAGCUACAUUAAUUGCACUGCGAGAAGCUAAUUAAUUAGGGCGUGAUGGCGACUUGGUCCAAGGCGUCUCUGAUCGUGGCCGCAGCCGUUGUGCUGGUCGGCCUGAGCUCGGCGAGCGGCGCGCAUGGCGGCCGCCGCGGCAGGAGCUUCGUGUCCAGCUACGGCGAGCCGUGCAAGGAGAUGAGGCUCUACCUCCACGACAUCAUCUACGACUACAGCAACAGCACGUCCAACUCCACGUCGGCGGCGGCCACCAAGCCGACGGCGCUGAGCACCGCCGUGUCGAGGAGCGGCUACUUCUUCGGCGAGGUGGUGGUGUUCAACGAUCCGGUGACGGAGGGGAAGGCGCUGCCGCCGGCGCUGGAGGAGACGGCGGUGCGCGCGCAGGGGCUCUACCUCUACGACAAGAAGGAGGCGCCCAACGCGUGGUUCGCCUUCUCCAUCGUCUUCAACUCCACGGGGCGCCACGGCACGCUCAACCUCAUGGGCGCCGACCUCAUGUCGGAGAAGACGAGGGACGUCUCCGUCGUGGGCGGCACCGGCGACUUCUUCAUGGCGCGCGGCGUCGCCACGCUCCGCACCGACGAGGCCUCGUCGGAUCUGUCCUACUUCCGGCUGCAGAUGGACAUCAAGCUCUACGAAUGCUACGCCUGAUGCAUCCAUGCGUGCAUGCAUGGUAAGAUAUAAUAUUAAACUUCACUUACGUACGUACGUUCUUGACGGCCAUGGAUCGUGGAGUCUCCUAAUUAAAUAUGUUUUUUUUGGGUGUGUUUUGAAUUUCAUGAUCUCUUUGUGUGCAAAAUGUAUCUCUCUUUUUAUUUUUGAUUUUUGAAUUUACAUCUCGACGUACUUCUUGGCUUGACGAGUACGUUCGAUUGUGUGCACGAGGAAUGUGCAAAAUGUAUCACACCUCUGUUUCAUUUCAUUCAAUAAAG